UAUAGCAACAGUAAACAGGAAGUACAGAGGGUGGUGAGUGUUCACGGAAAGUAGAGGCUUCUGUCAAUCUUGUUAUUAUUUGUAAAGUAAUGUGUGAUUUAACAAACAUAGAACAAUCGUACUGUCGUGUUUAUAGGGUUAGGUGGCUAAUUAUGUCUAAAUGUCCGCACUGAACAAUUGAGAACCAACUAAAUGGCAAGCUAAGGACACGUAGUUAGGUGCCUAUAUUAGUUAACGUUAGCUAGCUUGCUCGCAAAGUAAUCUGCCUGUAAAUGCAACCCUGUAAAGUCCUUAUUUUCCUUCCUGGAAAGCUCGAUACGAAUGAUGAAGCAAAUUCAAACAAAGCAUUUAUGUACUGUGCAAGCUACCUUGAGCUAAAUUAUUAGUUAACCAGCUGGCUAGCCAGUAAAAUUGAUCUUAUCGCAGCGGCAUGGUGACAUUAGGUAUUUCAGCGGUUUUAGCUAUUGAUCUGCGGUGGUGCCGAUCAGUGUAGCAAUGGGGAAAAGCUGUAAGGUGGUGGUAUGCGGACUGGCAGCAGUGGGUAAAACAGCCGUCCUGGAGCAGUUGCUGUAUGCUAAUCACGUUGUCGGCUCAGAGCCCAUGGAAACCUUGGAGGACAUCUACAUCGGCUCCAUUGAGACAGACCGCGGUGUGCGUGAACAAGUCCGCUUUUAUGACACGCGGGGGCUGAGAGAUGGCGUGGAGUUCCCCCGACACUACUACUCUUUUGCCGAUGGCUUUGUGCUGGUCUACAGUAUCGACAGCAAGGAGUCCUUCAAACGCAUGGAGGCACUGAAGAAAGAUAUUGAUCGCUACCGUGACAAGAAGGAGGUGACCAUCGUGGUGCUAGGGAACAAGGUUGACCUGCAAGACCAGAGAAGGGUCGACUCUGAGGUGGCGCAGCACUGGGCCAAGACGGAGAAGGUGCGUCUGUGGGAGGUGUCAGUGGCAGACCGGCGCACUCUCAUUGAGCCCUUUGUGUACCUUGCCAGCAAGAUGACCCAACCGCAGAGCAAGUCCACCUUCCCACUCAGUCGCAACAAAAACAAGGGCAGUGGCUCGCUAGACAGCUGAACGCCAAAAGGAGAGAGAGGACGGGAAAGGAGAAGGGAAACCCUCAGCUAUUGUCUGACUGACUGAAUCACAUAUACAUUCACAGAAAUGCCCGAAGAGGCUUAUUGACUCAAACUGCAUUCACACAUUCAGAUAAAAAGCAACAAUUGGAGAAACCAGAACACAGCUGUUGUUGUUUGGCUGAUGGAAAUCUGUACGGCUGUGGUCAAAAUUCUAGAACUUCAGGACAGUAAUAGAAUGAGACUUAAGUUGUACAUUUGGGCAUGUUGGAGUAAAUUGGCUGUGACCACAACUGAAGGUUUGCAUAGCCUGUCCUGCUAGCUGUGCGACUAAGAGAGAGAAACACUCUUAGCCACAAAGCAAAGAUCAGGCUUGGACAGAUUUUUAAUAGCUCUGCAUUUCCUUAAAAAAUAUUCAGUGCUGAAGAUUUGACUCCCAUAGGAAUAUUAAAAUUAAGGCUCAGAUCGGGUUUUCAGGUGCUCUUCCGCAAAUGUGUUCCUUCAUGGAAAGACUUAGUAUUUAGGGAUCAACAAGCUAUUAAUCAUGACGGACAGUGUACUCUAACUGAAUGUGGACCAAUCACUUCAAAGUCUGCUUAAAGAUGUCUUUAUCUGUGUAAGUGAAUGAAACCUUAUUUGUUUUGAAGUAUAUAUUCCAUAAUAGCCAAGUCUGAAUCAGAGCUGUGUAAUACAUUUUCACCAGACAAUAGGACUAGACUGCUGCAUCACAGAAAUAAGUUUUGGGUUGUGGGUGAAUGUUUUCUUCUACCGCCUACAAUCUAUAUCAACUUACAUUGGCUGUCUGCCAUUGUCUGGCAUUUGAACUGAAACACAAAAUACGCUCAACUUGUUUUAUUAUGUACUGUGUGCCUGCAUGCCUAUGAGCCUACUGAAUCUCUGCAUAUAGAAGUGUUUGUAUGUAGUAUGUCAGGACGACUGUUACACUGGUGUAUACAAAUGCAUUGUUCAGUAAAGUUACUUUUGUAGGAAUCUUUUCAUCUAUUAGGCAUAAUUAUAUCCUAAACAUCAACUUGUUAUAUCUGAAAUCUCUGUGAAUGUCACUACAAAUAGGUAAUGUUUGUUAUCACAGAUAAGCUGUGAAAGCCAUUCCAGGACUAUCUUGCAUUGUGUCAUUGUGUAGUAAACAUUUUCUUUCUUAGUUUUCACCUUUCAAUAUUUUCUUUUUGUAAAAUAUUAUUUCAUGAUUUAUUUAAGAUUGUAAAUGUGGUGCUGAUUUGCUGUUUUGGGUAGAAAUAAUUGAAGACAUUUCAUUGACCCUGAGUAUCUCUUACUUGAGGUUAAGUCACACAUUUGGUGCCUUGUCCAUGCAGUGAUUUUGCCUUUUUACUAUGGCAAAUCAGGAUAAAAGGCACACUCCAUACAGUAUGCCAGUGCAGAAGCUUUUGUCCUUGAUUUAUGUAAGUGUGGGAUCGAACCAUUGUGGUUAAACAACAAGAAAAAAGUUUCAAUUGAUGUUGAAAACAUUUUGCCGAGUUCAUUCCUGUCCGUUGAAAAUAUUGUUUAUUUAUUUGUAAAACAGUAAUGGUACCAAAACCAUUCAUUGCCUUCACAAUAUGAAGACUAUAAUUAUAUUACAGUGUUUCAGAGUAACACACAUUCUUGAUAGACAGUGUAAUUGCAGUCUUUUGCAUUUCUUAUUGUUACAUCAUAAUUGUGUUUUGUCUUACAGACUACAUUACGGAGUACCUAAUA
Molecule: messenger RNA, 2786 nt
Organism: Megalops cyprinoides (Indo-Pacific tarpon)
Lineage: Eukaryota; Metazoa; Chordata; Actinopteri; Elopiformes; Megalopidae
Gene: nkiras2
Product: NFKB inhibitor interacting Ras-like 2
Exons: 4
Coding region: 496-1074 (192 amino acids)
Biological process (GO): canonical NF-kappaB signal transduction
Molecular function (GO): GTPase activity; GTP binding
Source: RefSeq, a predicted model, not a curated record